CUUGCAAAGACUGCCUUCGACCUUAACAGCUAAGGUGGCCUAUUGUCCGCCACGACCUCAAAAAUCUACAGUCUCCUCUCCACCCAAAAUUAAGGAAAUACACAGGGGCCGGGCAACAACCACACUGGGCUUCUUUGAAGAACUCAAGAAUUUGGGCAAAUGUAUGGAGCAGUGGAAAAAUCUGAACCCGUGAAGUGAAAUUCAUGUUUCGAAGUGUGAUUUUUUCAUAAUUCUUUUGCCAAGAUAGUCUUGAGAAGGUAAGAAGAUGAAGGAUUAUACAUGGAAUUCAAGAACAAGAAGGGUGAUGAUAUAGCGGCUGACCCAUGAAACCCAUAUCAACCACGCCAUCAUCGUCAUCUUCAGCCCUGGCAUUGGCAUACAGUGGCUACAAUUAUUCUUCCAAGAUUGUAGCCAAGAAAAGUAAGACCCCUCAAACACCAUCGCCUAAGGGCCCGGAGCCACCACCUCCAAGAAUUACAUCAAAUGUGAAGCAGAAUCUGCAUAUCUUAAGAUUAUGGAAGGAUUUUCAAAAUAGAAAAUCAAACACACCGAGGCCUGCUACUAGUUAUCGCAGAAAGAGGGUCGAGAAGGAUGAAAUGCCAGAAGACACAGAACUCUAUCGUGAUCCUACUUUGGCGCUUUACUAUACAAACCAGGGCAUAGAGACUGCAAGCCCUGUCUUGCUUGUUGAUGGUUAUAAUGUAUGUGGCUAUUGGGCAAAGUUGAAGAAGCAUUUCAUGAAUGGAAGACUUGAUAUUGCUCGCCAAAAGCUUAUAGAUGAACUGAUAACUUUUAGUAUGCUAAGAGAGGUGAAAGUGGUGGUUGUAUUUGAUGCUAUGAUGUCUGGCCUACCAACACAUAAAGAAAAUUUUGCUGGUAUUGAUAUAGUAUAUUCUGGCGAAACCUGUGCUGAUGCAUGGAUUGAGAAAGAGGUUGUAGCUUUGAGGGAGGAUGGCUGUCCAAAAGUCUGGGUCGUGACAUCCGAUCAUUGUCAACAGCAUGCAGCUUAUGGAGCAGGAGCUUUUGUGUGGAGUUCAAAGGCAUUGGUUUCUGAGAUCAAAGCUUCACAAAAGGAGGUAGAGCAGAUGCUGCGAGAACAUAGGUCGACUUCUAUGCAGGGUAAGUUGUUGAAGCACAAUCUUGAUUCUGAAGUUGUCGACGCCCUCAAGGAUCUCAGAGAUAAGCUGUUGGAAAAUCCAUCAACUUCAUGAUUUCUAGUGCAUCAGUCAUGGAUGAAACUUGGCAUGCAGGUUCCAGCUUCGGAAGAUUCGGACAAUCAAUUUUGAUCCUCUGAACAUAAAACAAAAGUUUGAUUUCGACGGAGCAACAGAUGGAUAGGGCAAACCACAUUGACACCUCAGUCAAAUUACACAAACAUUCCUGUCUUUUGUAAAAUUAUAUCUACACCCCCUAAGACCCUACUUGUAAUUACAUCUACACCUUUAUUCAGAAGUAAAGUUUAUACAAACACUCCUAAAAAUGCUACAGUGACACCUCUUGGGGGUAUAGUUAUAUUUUUGCGAAAGACAGGAAAUGCUUGUGUAUUUUGUCCUGAUCUUAGGGGUGUCAACAUAAUCUACUCUAAAAAACUCUGUGCGUUUGGAUAUACACAUUACACAGAGCCGUUUGAAAGUUUUUGAAUUUUAUUUUUAUCUUUUAACUAUUAGUUGCAUGUCGAAAAAUCAUAGAAAUUAGAGUUGUUUGAUUAA
Sesamum indicum (sesame) is the source of this 1709-nucleotide messenger RNA. RefSeq names its product yacP-like NYN domain protein. The record is from RefSeq and is a predicted model, not a curated record. NCBI's taxonomy places the organism in Eukaryota, Viridiplantae, Streptophyta, Magnoliopsida, Lamiales, Pedaliaceae.